Messenger RNA from Aspergillus tanneri, 951 nucleotides. RefSeq lists its product as uncharacterized. NCBI's taxonomy places the organism in Eukaryota, Fungi, Ascomycota, Eurotiomycetes, Eurotiales, Aspergillaceae. The transcript is spliced from 3 exons. Bases 1 to 951 code for a protein of 316 amino acids. The record is from RefSeq and is a predicted model, not a curated record. Gene Ontology annotation, cellular component: membrane.
AUGUCGACCACUUUGUCGCGCCUUUCGAUGGCCACAGCAAUCGUCAUCGUCGCAGGGCUCAUUAGUGGCGCUUCAGCCCUUGACUUGAGCUCGACCUCUAGUGUCCUCGCGACCCCAUCACCAUCGCCAUCUUCCCAGUCCAUACACUACCCUCUGGCAGGCCCAGACCCCUCAAGGGACGCGGAUGACAGCGGAGAAUGUAGGCUCCUCGGUCCUUUCUCACUUCUCGUGCAGGCCGCGCUUGGGGCACUGGCACUACUGUCCCUGGUCUAUAAAAGAUGGAGGGAGAGACCUCAGCGACCUGUCAAGGUCUGGGCCUUCGAUGUCUCAAAGCAAGUCUUUGGAUCAGCAAUGCUUCAUCUCGCGAACCUACUCAUGUCCAUGUUUUCUGCUGGCCAGCUGGAAAUUACCAGCGACUACAAACCGAACCCCUGCUCUUUUUAUUUGUUGAAUCUGGGCAUCGAUACUACACUUGUGCCAUUCAUUGUCAAAGUUGGUGAUUGGGCUCUGCGAUGGACGGAAGGCAAUGCGGCUGUCCAAAUAUUCUUCGUUAUGCUUCUUUUUCCCGUUAUCAUGAACGCGAUUCAGUACUACAUCAUUGACACGUUCAUCAAGAAACCUUCACAUCAGUUGCUGGAGGAAGAGGGCCGGGACGGAGACUGUUUAGAUGAUGAUCAUGACCAUCGUCACGCGCUGUUGGCUGGUUUAGAAGAUGAUGGAACGUUGGUGUCCGAAGAUGGAACUGUGGGGAAGGACGUUGGAAACGGUAUAGAAAGCCCUCCACGAGUGAAGGAGGCUUUGACGCAAUUCGACGCUACUGAGUAUCCGACAAUUCGCGGCGAAAGCAGCUCCGGGUCGUCAGCUUCGAUCGGCACGAAUAACAACAGUUUUGUUGAAGAUGAUCUGAUUUCAUCGUCUAUGAGGCUUACGGCACAGCAAAGAGACCCAUAA